Messenger RNA from Phodopus roborovskii (desert hamster), 754 nucleotides. Its product is annotated as regenerating islet-derived protein 3-gamma. The record is from RefSeq and is a predicted model, not a curated record. Gene Ontology annotation, biological process: response to peptide hormone; antimicrobial humoral immune response mediated by antimicrobial peptide; positive regulation of cell population proliferation. Gene Ontology annotation, molecular function: oligosaccharide binding; signaling receptor activity; peptidoglycan binding. Bases 10 to 534 code for a protein of 174 amino acids. The transcript is spliced from 5 exons. Lineage: Eukaryota; Metazoa; Chordata; Mammalia; Rodentia; Cricetidae.
AUAGACAAGAUGCUGUGUAGAAUGGCCCUCAUCCAGAUGUCCUGGAUGCUGCUCUCCUGCCUGAUGCUCUUCCCUCAGGUGCAAGGUGAAAAUGUCAAGGAAAAUGUGCCAUCUUCACGAAUCAGCUGCCCCAAGGGCUCCCAAGCCUAUGGCUCCUACUGCUAUGUUUUGUUUAGGAUUCCUAAGUCAUGGUUUGAUGCAGAUUUGGCUUGCCAGAAGCGGCCCGCAGGACACCUUGCGUCUGUGCUCAGUGGAUCUGAGGCUUCCUUUGUGUCCUCCAUGGUUAAAAGCAGUGUGAACAGUGGCCAAUAUGUGUGGAUUGGGCUCCAUGACCCAACACUGGGACAAGAACCCAAUGGAGGUGGAUGGGAGUGGAGUAAUGCUGAUGUGAUGAACUUCUUCAACUGGGACAUUCCUCCUUCCAGUGCUUCAGGAGGUCACUGUGGUAGCCUGUCACGAAAUUCAGGAUUUCUGAAGUGGAAAGAUAAUUAUUGUGACAUGGAGUUACCCUAUGUCUGCAAGUUCAAAGCCUAAAAUUUCAGAGUUAGCACCCUGAGUUUAGUAUGCACCUCAUCAAGAUCAAGAACCCAAGUGUGAAGACGGAUGCAAGAAAGGAACAUCCUUCUGACUCCAAACCUGACCUUCUGUGAUUUUCUCCUCUUCUGCUCUUUCCUCAUUUCCAUUUGAGGCUCUUUUGUGUGUACUGAGGCCUGAAUUCUCAGAGUACAAUAAUAAAUUAUAUGACUUAUAGCAA